Heterotrigona itama is the source of this 395-nucleotide messenger RNA. The record is from the annotation of a GenBank genome assembly. NCBI's taxonomy places the organism in Eukaryota, Metazoa, Arthropoda, Insecta, Hymenoptera, Apidae.
AUGUUACGUUUAAUUUGGAGCGAUUUAUUAAAACAGGUAUACGUUAAAAUUAUUCAAAAAGCAAAAAGUAUUGUUGAAAAAAUAUUUUUACAUUUCAAGAAAUCAUUAAUAUUAAACAUUAUUAAUUAUUUCAGAACCAGAAUUUAGUGUUAUUACGAUACUUAAGUACAAAGGCAAAGAGUAAUAUACCAAAGACAAACGUAAAUGUUACAGGACUUAGUGAGAAGUGCUGUAAAAUUCCAAAUAGUCCUGUAGGACCUUGUGCUGCUAAAGAUAAAGAAUAUAAAAAUCCAGAGUAUUUUUGUUAUCACAUAGACACCUUUGGAGAAGCAGAAGUAGAAUUAGCCAAAUAUAGAUUACCAGCUCCUUCUAAUAAAGUACCUUUUAAUAAAUAA